Drosophila eugracilis is the source of this 7471-nucleotide messenger RNA. RefSeq names its product ATP-binding cassette sub-family A member 12 (gene ldd). The coding region runs from base 471 to 6488 and encodes 2005 amino acids. NCBI's taxonomy places the organism in Eukaryota, Metazoa, Arthropoda, Insecta, Diptera, Drosophilidae. The record is from RefSeq and is a predicted model, not a curated record. The transcript is spliced from 15 exons. Gene Ontology annotation, molecular function: lipid carrier activity; ATP hydrolysis activity; ATP binding. Gene Ontology annotation, biological process: lipid transport; transmembrane transport. Gene Ontology annotation, cellular component: membrane; intracellular membrane-bounded organelle.
CGGCGCCGCCGGUAAGCUGGGAGCGGAAUUAAAUAAUUUUCCGUAAGCGCGUUUAGUCAAGCUCAGUUCAAUUGCGGCCAGCUUUGUUGGCGGACGUCUCAGGCGGCAUUUCUUGUACUAAAAGAAGUCGAACUAAACCGAAAUCUUCUUCGAUAUUUUUUUUAACUGUGCUAACUGUGCGAACGAGAGGGCAGCAGCGAGAAAAGCGGCACAAGAAGUGAAGACUAAAGUGUCUGAAAGAAAACAAAAAACGAAAACAAAAGACGGUGUGUGAAGUUAACAAUUGCAGUGACCGAAAAACCUUUGGCAGCGAAAAAGACCAAAAGAAAAAUCAAAGAAGAAGAGGAAGAACAAGAAGCAGAAGCGACAACAACAACACGUUUUGAGGGACGACGAAAAUGCCCGAGUGAUCGAGUCGAAACAGCGAUCGCCAGUGGGAAUUGUGAAAGGAAACGGAGAGGUCAGCCGACAUGAGGAUGCACCUGAAUGGUCGCGAGGUCCGGGAGCUGUUGCGCAAGGAUUUGCUAGUGCGAUGGCGCCAGAAGGGCCUCAGCCUGGUCCUGUUUGCCUGGCCAGUGAUGAUCUUCAUGCUGCUCUACUUGAUCCGUCUGAAGUACGGAUCCGAGGAUAUGGAGGCCUGCCAGUAUCCCACUCGACUACUGCCCACCAAGAACCAGGUCGUUCCUGCCGCCUUCUCCUACAUCUGCAGUAUUGAGAACCGCUGCCAGCCGUCCCAUCCUUACGAGGAGUACUCACAUUGGAAGGAGGCACCCCUGCACUCUGUAAUUGACGUCGUCAACGCCUUCGUGACUGAUGACCGGCUCCACAAGGCCGUUGUGGAGCUCGCCGAGAAGGCCAACUUUGUGUCGGCCAUAACCACAUUGAUCACCAGUGAUAGACUCGACAUUAUACGAAGUAACAUAAGUGAAAUUAUAUCCCUGGUGCCCGAAAUCGAACGACGGAUGAACUACAGUUUCGACAUUAAGCAUCUGUUUUCGAAUCGCGAGACCUUCGUUAAGCUGGGAGUUCUGUUGUGUGGUCAUCCGUUUCCUAACACCGAUACUAUACCCCUGGUCAAUGAAAUCCUAGAGUCUGAGGACUUUAGCCAGACCAACGACGCGGAGCUCGAUGCCAUGCCAAACCGUCGUCGUCGUCGAUCCGAAAAUCUCCCCACGGACUGGAGGCCAACCAAAUACUGCAAACGCCUGUACCGGGAUGUAACUUCCACGAACCAAGGCAAGCUCACCUGGAAUACCAUCAAGCCUAUAAUCCAAGGAAGGAUUCUCUACACCCCCGCAAAUGCUGUUACUGAAAGCGUGAUGAAGUUUAGUAAUGCCUCCUUUGAGGAACUGGACAAGCUGAAACAACUUUCCCGAGCAGCAGCCACUAUUCUCACCAAACUGCACACAAAUACCACGUUCCAGGAGGCUUUUGACAGCCUACUCAAGCUGGCCAAAUCCCCGCUGGUGAAAAGUUUGGUUGGCGAUGACUUCGAUAUCGAAGAAAUCGAGCGGGUGUUCCAAUAUAUUCGCACGAACCAAUUGAUAUAUGACAUUCUUACCACUGUGGCGGAUCUGAUGGAUUGUGUGUCGGCAGAUCGCUUCGAGGCCGUUGAAAGCGUGGAGGAACUGCAAAGGAGAGCCUACGAACUGAAUCAGAACAAGAUGUUUUUGGCCGCCCUGAAUCUGGAGGAUGUGGCUCUCAAACAGUCAUCCUACCGCCUGCACAUGGAUACGGAUAAUACGCAACCGACUUUUGAGAAUCGGAAUAGGUUCUGGUUCCCGGGACCAGCCGACAGUAUGGUCAUUGAUCUUAAGUAUCAUCGUGGUUUCGUUCAGCUGAAGCAGAUGGUGGACCUGGGAAUUAUCAAGAGCAAACGUGAAGAGGCUGGCUUCCCGCCAGAGGAGGAGAACCCUGAGAGUGGUCGAUCCUUGAGUGGUCUAUUUAGUAUCAAGCAAGUGGACGAUGACAUCUCCGAUGAGGAUGACGAUGAUUUAGACCUCAGUCUAGAAGAAGGCGGCGCAGAACAGGCCACUAAAAAGGUUCCACCAUCUGUGGAUGAUCAGGAGGCCACGACAAUUCCUCCUUCACCUAAAGAGGAUGAAGAGGAGGUCACCACCGAAGAAGAGAAGGUCACUUCAGAACGAACAGUGGCUAAUGGUGAGCCCGAUCUCCUGCUGCUCAACGAUGACGAUGUUCUGAAACGAACAAAGCGUCAGGGUCUGUUUGACUUACUCGGAGGAUUUGGUGGAUCGGGGGAUGCCAGUAAGAAGAGCAAAUUCGAAGUGGACAACAUGCAGUUCUACACGAAACAGUUUCCCUAUCCCGCCUUUGUUAACGAUGUAUUUAAACGUGGUUUGUACUUGGCCCAGGGUGUUCAGGUGGCCUAUCUACUCGGUCUGGUGGUCUUUGUGGCCCUUUGUGUGAGGGAGCGGAUCUGGAUGAGGGAGAGCCGAAAUAGCAUGUUGAUGCGAUCGAUGGGUCUGAAGGCACAUUCCGAGCUGGUGGCCUGGGCUCUUAUGAGUUUUAUGGAGCUCAGUGCGAUCUUCGUGCUGAUCAGCGCGGUUCUCUACAGUGGCGGCAUCCUGGGCUAUACCAAUUGGGUUUUCAUGAUGUUCUACUGCCUGUGCUUCGGCGUUUGUUUGAUUUCAUUCUGUUACAUGUGCUCCAACUUCUUCAAUUCCGCGAACAUUGGUGCAGUGGCCUCGGCUCUAUUGUUCUUCAUCAGCCUGUGUCCCUUUAUCAUUGUGUUGAUGUUCGAUGCCAAGUUGAGUGUGUUCGAGAGCUUCCUAGUGGAUCUUUCCUUCACCACGGCCUUUGCCAAAGGCUGGGGCGAGCUGAUGCGCAUGGAGCUUCAGCAAGAGGGUCUGACCCUGGGCCACCUCAUCCAGGUUGGCCCUGCGAGGAGCGAGUGCGCCAUGGCGCUACUCAUGUUCCUUCUCGACUUCCUGCUAUAUGCGGUCAUUGGCCUGGCCUAUCAGCGUUUCAAGAGGAAUAACUAUAGCUUUGUGAAGGUCAGUCGUUCGCAGUUGGACGACAAGCUGGGCGCCUCGCUGGUUAAUGUAACCAAACUUUAUGGCAGCAAGUGCGCCGUUUCGAACUUGAGCCUGGACUUUGCCCGCAACCAGGUGAGCUGUCUUCUGGGCCGAAAUGGAGCUGGAAAGAGCACGGUGAUCAAGCUGCUUACCGGGCAAAUUCGGCAGAGCAGCGGCAAGGUCUUGUUGGCUGGAGAGCACCAGGUGGGCGUCUGUUGGCAGGACAAUAUCCUUAUACCCACGUUGACGGCCCGUGAGCACUUGCAACUGUAUGCCCAGAUCAAAAUGCCGCCAGGCGAGAGUGGUGGUGCCGAAGAGAUCCGCUCGGAGGUGGCACGAACACUGCAGAGUCUUAACUUCGGCCAGCACGAGUCCUAUCCCUCAUGGCAGCUCUCUGGUGGCUACCGACGACGCCUGUGCGUGGCCAUCGCCUUUAUUGCCUCACCCAGUGUAGUCAUCCUGGAUGAGCCCUGCAACGGCGUAGAUGCCAAGGCCAGGAAGGACAUCUGGCAACUAAUCGAGCGACUACGUCAGGGGAGGGCCGUCAUCUUUGCCACCCACUUUCUGGACGAAGCCAAGUAUCUGAGUGACUCGUUGGUGAUAAUGAGAAAUGGACGCAUUAUCGCCCAGCACAGCCGCGAUUCCCUGCAGCAUCUGUGCACCUCCAACUACAGCAUUCGAAUGCGUUGUGCCGAUGCCACUGGAGUGACCUUCAUUGUCCAGAAGGCACAGCAGCUCCUGCCCCAUAGUCAGGUGCUGCACUCGGGAGUGGCGGAUCAUCCUCACAGCCUGACUAUCAGUGCCAGCUAUGCAGAGCAUCUAACACCAGGAGCCGUCGAAUUCCUCGAACUGCUGCAAUCCCAAGAGGCAGCUGGCAGCAUUAGUGAUGUUGAACUCACCAGUAGCUCUAGCUUGGAGCAGGAGUUCGAGCAGUUGAACAGGAAUGGCGAGGAGACAGCGCCCCGACGAUCUGCCAGCGAUCGGAGUGGAGUGGUUGCAGGGCCUGCAAUGAUUACCGAUGAACCACCAACUGGAUGCCAGCAGUUCCGUCUCCUGAUGGGCAAGCGACUCAAGCACCUGUCCCGUAACUACCGUCUUCUGCUCUAUGUCCUCCUGCUCCCAGCUCUUUUCGAGCUGUGCGCCAUGUGGUUCGUCAGCUAUCGUCUGGAGGAUGACUUCGACACUGUCCUGCCUUUGAGUCGGUCGCUGUAUCCGAAAUCUGCUCAGUUCUUGUCGCAGGAGAAGGCUACAAGCUUCUCCGAGAAGAUGUAUCCUCAGCUAAGAACCUCUUGCGAAGAACUGGGCGAGUGCAUGGAGUUCAACGGCUCCGAAAAGGCUUACGAUUGGGUCCUGAACUCUUGGGACGAGUACCGCGAACGGCGAUACGGCGGCUAUGGACUAAAUGGCUCCGGCGCUACUGUCUGGUACAACAAUAAGGGCUACCACUCCAUGGUGGCCUGGCUAAACGAUCUCAACUCGGAGCUACUACGCACCACUUUGAACGACUCGGAGUACAAUAUUCUUACGCUGAACGAACCAUGGAAAUUGGGCUAUGCCGAACUAAGUACCAGUUCUAUCCUCCGUCAGGCGGGUGACGGAUCCAUGGUCUUUAUCCUGCUGAUAGCUUUUGGCUUGGUGGUGGCCGCCGGAUCCGUUUACCUAGUUAACGAACGUGUCAAUGGGGAGAAACUGCAGCAGAGGUUGUGCGGAGUGAGUGCUGUUACCUAUUGGCUGGUGGCCUUUGUCUGGGAUUACUUGGUGAUGGUCCUGGGACUGAUUGUGUGUCUGGCCGUGGUGCUGAUGUUUGGAAUGCCUGUCUUUGUGGACCGCCAGCAGUUGGUGGGCAUCAUUGGACUGUCGCUAGCCUUUAGCUUUGCCUGUGUUCCGGCUGUCCAUGUUGCCGAGAAGAUCUUCAGCGACUCCAGCAUUGCCAUUGUGUCGAUCUUCUGUGCCAACCUCAUCAUUCCGCUGGUCACCAUGGGCAUAAUUCUCAUCCUGGGCGUAGUGGGCGAUGGUCCAGCGUGGGAUAGUUGGCGCCACGCCCUCAACCAGGCCUUCCUCAUCUUUCCCAUUCAUGCCCUGGGCGAUGGCUUCUUGGAGUUGUGCAAAAAUUACAUGGUGGCUUUGGUGUUCCGUCGCUACGACAUUGACUCCUAUAAGCAUCCUCUGGCCAGUGACCUGCUCGGACGCCAUUUCACUGCCCUGUUGCUGGUGGGCGUGGCCGCCUUGAUACUCAACGUCCUCAUCGAAUGGCACCUGCUGCGGCGCUUGUGGCAGCGUGUGGAACGAAUGCUGGACUGCACCUAUCGCCGGGAACUUGACAAACUGGGCCAGCUGAAGCUGGUCAAUAUCCAGAGCAUCUUCAAGAGCUGUGUAUCUGCCGGUGAGGCGGUGCGGGCGGAGAAUCUCUGGCUGGCCUAUCGUCGAGGCCGUUAUGCGGUACGCCAGGUCCACUUUAGUGUCCAGAGGGGCGAGUGCUUCGGAUUGCUGGGCAAGAAUGGGGCCGGCAAGUCCACCAUCUUCAAGCUGCUCACCGGGCAGCUACAGCCCAACGUGGGAAGCAUAUACUUCGAGCAGCCUGGCGUCUCGUAUUGCCCGCAGAGCAAUCCGCUGGACCCGCUGCUCACGACGAGCGAGUGUAUCCGCUUCUACGGACGCCUGCGUGGCAUUCGCGAUCUGGAUCAGUUUUUGGACCGCGUGCUGGACACGUACGAACUGCGGCCCUACAAGGACAUCCAGGUAAAGAACCUGAGUGGCGGCAACAGGCGAAAGCUUACGGUGGCUGUGACGUGUUGUGGCUGCACGCCAACUGUUUUGAUGGACGAACCGACGAGCGACAUGGAUCCCGUCACCCGCGACAUGGUCUACGCCACCAUUGAGCAACUGCUACUGGCUCGUCGAGCUGUGGUGCUGACCUCCCAUUCGGUCUCAGAGAUCGAGCAUCUGUGCCAAAGGGUGGCGGUGCUCCGAGCGGGUCAGGUCGUUGCCAGCGAUAGUCCGGAACGACUUAAGUCGGAGCAUGGUGGCUACUAUGCCGUCACCUGUUUCUGCGGCCCCGCCCAGCAGGCGUUGUUAUCAAGGAGCUUGAGUCAACGAUUGCCGGGUACGCGGGAUUUGCAGCAUUAUGCGCACAGUUUGAGAUUCCUUGUAAGGAUCCGAUCACCCGGUACCCUGGGCGAUGCUCCGCUCCUCUCGGAACUCUUUGCCAUCCUUCGAGAUCUGUGCGUGGAUGUGGCUCGCUUUUCGCUAAGUCGCUGUCGUUUCGAGACCGUUUUCGAGCGAAUCCUCGAUAGUUGCGAGACGAAUGGCACGAAUGGCACGAAUGGCGUGAAUAGCGUCCACAAGGAUCAGCAGCAGAAUGUUAGGAAGGAUCUGCCUAGCAAGUCGGCUGCGGUCGGCGGCUCCCUGGAAACUGGGUAUAUUCACUGUGGCUACGAGGAGACGAGAACCUGAACGACUCGGCCACGUCCUCAUUUUCAAACCAAAAACGACUAAAUUCAAACCGCCUUGCGUUUUUAAUGUAAUAAAGGCUUUUAUCUGUGACCUUUCAAAAGUUAAGCCGAACGCAAUGUCUUUGUAGAGUGUUCCAAAAUAAGUAGUAGAGUGUUAAAAAUUUUAACGAAAACGUUUUAAAGACAAAAAGCAAUCGAAGCUGUGCAAUAUGAAAUUCAUUUCAAGUUAUAAUUAACUUUAAAAUAUCUAUUACUUGAGUGUUUUUAGCAGAGACCGAAAAUAUUACUUAUUUAAAACUUGCAUUUUCAAAAGAACUGCUGGGACCUAUCAGAAAUAACAUUCUUUUUACUCUGUUCCACAAAGUUAUUAAGCCAGUUUGCAAUAUUUUCGGUGGCCAGCUUAAAUCACUUAACCUUUUUUUUUGAGCACAACUGUAUAUUUCUAGACAAUUUAUUCAUACAAAUAUUGGACAUAAUUAUCACAUAAAAUAAUGAAAUACUUUAUUUAAUCAUUGAAAGUUGGCACGGUAAAGGUUUUUCCCUCGAAUCGAGAAUUGGGCUUGCAAUGUUGUUAGCUUUAAAGUGAAUGCUUAAUAAUAUUAUUUAGUAAUGAACAUGAUAUAUCAGAUACAAGCCUGUACAUUUAUAUCCCACUUUCGAUUUCUUUUCGUAAUAGAUAGACCAGUUUUUUGUGAUAAGAUGUGAUAAGUUUGCGCCCCCGAGGCGGUACAAUAAUUCACUUACUUCCGGGUGUUCUGUUUAGCCAUUAAGAGUCCUUCCCUUGCCCCCUCAAUGUAAUCCCCUAGAGCUUUAAUACAAAUGUACUGUGCGCGUGAAAUUUAAGACCAAUCUAGCUAUGUACGAGUAAAUAUAUAUAUGUAUGUGUAUAGGUGUAUAUGUCAUGGCCGAAUCCUUAUAGGAUCUGUCAGAUGUUUUGUAUGGCAAUUUAUAACUAAUAAAGAGAACGAUGUGUAUAUAUUUAAA